This is a messenger RNA of Eimeria acervulina, 2472 nucleotides long. RefSeq names its product pyruvate kinase, putative. Lineage: Eukaryota; Apicomplexa; Conoidasida; Eucoccidiorida; Eimeriidae. Gene Ontology annotation, cellular component: cytoplasm; cytosol. The record is from RefSeq and is a predicted model, not a curated record. Gene Ontology annotation, molecular function: pyruvate kinase activity; potassium ion binding; magnesium ion binding. The transcript has 2 exons. The coding region runs from base 1 to 2472 and encodes 823 amino acids. Gene Ontology annotation, biological process: glycolytic process.
AUGGCGUCUGCAAGAGGAAUACGUUUCCUUCUAAGUGCUGCUGGUGGGGGGCCUCCUAUCCCUCGUAGGCUGCUGCAGGGGGCCCCCGGGGGGGCCCCCCUGGGGGCCCCCCUAGGGGGCCCCCAAAUGCUUAGGGGGGCCCCCUUGGUUGAAGCGAGGGCUUCAUCAACGCUUGCAGCUGCAGCAGAAGCUGCCCCGCUGCGAACAGCAACACCAGCAGCAGCAAGACGAGAAGCAGUAGCAGGAGUAGCAGCAGCAGCAGCAGCAGCAACACCAGCAGCAGCAGAAGCAGCAGCAGCAGCAGCAGCAGCAGCAGCAGCAGCAGGGGAAGCUCCAGUGAAGCGAAUUUUCACUCGGACGAAACAAAUCGCUACUAUUGGCCCCGCUUCCUGGGAAAAACAUCAGAUUGAGUCAUUGUUUUUGAGUGGCGUAGAUAUAUUUCGUCUGAAUUUCUCUCACGGUGCGUUUAGUGAGAAGCUGCAGCAAUAUAAAUAUAUAAGAGAGAUAGAGAAAGAAUAUAAAACCCCCCUAGCUGUGCUAGCAGAUCUACCAGGGCCCAAGCUGCGCUUGGGGGCCCUAGAGCCUGAGCAUCAGCAGCUGCAGCAAGGGCAGCAGUUUCUUCUUGAUGCAGGGGGGGCCCCCGGGGGCCCCCAUAGGGCCCCUGUUCAGCAGAAACAAAUAUUAGGGGCCCUUAGACCCGGUCAUAGAGUACUCAUUGAUGAUGGUAAGGUGCGCCUAAGGGUGCUAGAACUGUCUCCUUUGCUGCAGCAGCAGCAGCAACAGCAGCAGCAGCAGCAACAACAGCAGCAGCAGCAGCAGCAGGAAGAAGAAGAGGAGGAGGAAGGGUUUGAUGGGGGUUUAUUAUGGGUACGAUGUGUGGUGGAGGUAGGGGGCCCUAUCAGCAGCAAAAAGGGUGUAUCUCUACCUGACAGCUUUUUAUCUCUCUCUUCUUUGACAAAGAGAGACAAACAAAUUGCAGCAAUGGUGCACAGUUGGGGUGUAGACUGGAUUGCUGUCUCCUUUGUUCAAUCGGCAGCAGAUGUGCAUGCUCUUCGCUCUUUCUUAAUACAAGAAACAAACAAAUAUCAUUCGGGGGCCCCUAACAACUAUAUAGGGGGCCCCUCCUCUAUGGGGGCCCCCAACAACUAUAUGGGGGGCCCCUCCUCUAUGGGGGCCCCUGAUUGGGGGGCCCCUUCUAAAGGGGCCCCCUCAUGGAUAGGUGUAUCCCCAGGAGUGGGGGGCCCCCUUGGGGGGGCCCCCUAUAUGGGGGCCCCCUAUAUGGGUACCGGUGGUUGUCGAGUACCUUUAAUAAUGGCGAAGAUAGAGAAGAGAAGAGCUCUGAUGAAUAUCGAAGAGGUAGUAGGGGCUGCAGACGGUGUAAUGAUAGCUCGAGGGGACUUAGGAUUAGAGAUAGGCCCUGAAGAGUUAGCUGAAGCUCAAGGGUUUGUUGCUGCUGCAGCACGAAGAAAGAGAAAACCGUUUGUUGUUGCUACUCAAAUGCUAGAGACGAUGAUAGAUAGAUCGGUACCCUCAAGACCUGAGGCUCUUGAUGUUGCUGCAGCAGUGCUGCUAGCAGCAGAUGGAGUUAUGCUCUCUCAAGAGACAGCAGCAAGUAGUAGGGGGCCCCUAAUUGUACAGACCCAGCACUCUAUUAUUCAGUAUACAGAGAGCACAGAGCGCCUCUGGAACUAUCAAACCCUAAGGGGGCCCCUCGCUCGUUGCUUUCUUGCUGCAGCAAACAAAUUAUGCGAGGCACCACCAGAGGGGGCCCCCCUCAGCCUUACGCCUCCUGCUGCUGCUGCUGAUGAGCAAAUGCAGCAGCAACUGCAGCAGCAAAUGGAGCAGCAAAUGCAGCAGCAACUGCAGCAGCAAAUGGAGCAGCAAAUGCAGCAGACAGCAGCACUUGCUGCAGGUGCCGAGGCUUCUUCUCGUCUUGCUAAUGCUAAGGCAAUUCUACUCUAUACAAAUAAUUUGGGGGCCCCUCUUUAUUUAGCUUCUCUUCGUCCCAGGGCCCCCAUUAUUGCUGCAACUGAAGACCUACACUUAGCAAGGCAGCUUCAACUCUUCUGGGGGGUCUUACCUGUCUAUAUCAAAUCUAAAAAACAGUAUUCAGUAAACCCUAACAAUCAAUACCCAUAUACACUACAAUGUCAAUCACAAGGGGCCCCAGAGGGGCCCCCCCACGAGGCCCCCACAGAAGCCCCUCAAGGGGCCCCCCUAGGGGCCCCCCAGGGAGGGGCCCCUCAAAGGGGCCCCCAGGGGGCCCCUCAAGGGGGCCUCCAUGAGGGUUUAGAAGACGAGGGAGAGGAAGAGGGUUUAGAAGGAUGGAUUGAGGCAGCAAAAAGAAAAGCAAGAGAAGAAGGCGUGCUGCAGCAGCCAACAGAUGUCUUAGUUGUUAUGGGGCCCCUUGAAGAAGGGGGCCCUAACAAAACAGCAGCACGAGAGGCAAUCACCAUUCGUACUGCAGGAUAA